This is a messenger RNA of Harmonia axyridis, 1750 nucleotides long. Its product is annotated as aspartate--tRNA ligase, cytoplasmic. Bases 137 to 1711 code for a protein of 524 amino acids. Gene Ontology annotation, biological process: aspartyl-tRNA aminoacylation. Gene Ontology annotation, cellular component: aminoacyl-tRNA synthetase multienzyme complex; cytosol; cytoplasm. Gene Ontology annotation, molecular function: ATP binding; RNA binding; aspartate-tRNA ligase activity. NCBI's taxonomy places the organism in Eukaryota, Metazoa, Arthropoda, Insecta, Coleoptera, Coccinellidae. The record is from RefSeq and is a predicted model, not a curated record. The transcript is spliced from 7 exons.
AUUAAAAUCUUAUUAGUUUUCUAAUUUCCAAGGAAAAAUUCAUAAAUUAGUUUUCUAUGGACCGGUCUCGCUAUUUACUUAACCUCCGUUUUCUUAUCUCCUAUUUCACUAUUUGCAAGAUAUCUUAUUAACUAAAAUGGCUGGGGGUGAAAAUGAGAAACCAGAAAGCAAAAAAGCUGCAAAGAAAGAGCAGAAGAAAGCUGAAAAAGCAGCUAAAAAAGCGGAACAUAGGGGAGGAGAUAAUAAGCCAGUUGUUGAAGAGGAAGUCGACAUCUCUAUUGGAAAAUAUGGAGCACUUCCUCUUAUUCGAUCAGAAACUAAAAUAGAGAGGCAGUACUCUAAAGUUCAGGAACUGUCGAAGAAUUAUGCCGAUAAGGAAGUUUGGGUUCGCGCUAGACUCCAGACAGUUCGAGCUAGAGGCAAACAAUGCUUUAUUGUUCUCAGACAAAGGGAAUUCACAAUUCAAGUACUUGUAAAUGUUUCUGAAAAAGUAUCAAAAGCAAUGGUCAAGUUUGCCAGCAAUAUUUCAAAAGAGAGUAUUGUUGAUGUGAAAGCCAAAGUAGCUAAGGUAGCUUCAGAAGUAGCUGGUUGUACUCAGAGUGAUGUUGAGUUGAUUGCAUCAGAACUAUGGGUUGUAUCAAGUUCAGAUCCUCAAUUACCCUUGCAAAUUGAAGAUGCUAGUAGACCAGAAAAACCAGAGGAUGCUGAAGGUCUCAACAUAAGAGUUAAACAAGACACAAGAUUGGACAACAGAGUUUUAGACUUGAGAACAUCAGCAAACCAAGCUAUUUUCAAAUUAGAAGGUGGUGUUUGUAGGCUGUUCCGCGAAUACUUAACAGGCGAAGGUUUUACUGAAAUACACACCCCUAAGAUUAUUCCUGCAGCUUCUGAAGGAGGCGCUAAUGUUUUCACUGUUAGCUAUUUUAAAGGUUCUGCUUAUCUUGCUCAAAGUCCUCAGUUGUACAAACAGAUGGCUAUAGCAGCUGAUUUCGACAAGGUUUUUACAGUAGGAGCUGUAUUCAGGGCUGAAGAUUCCAACACGCAUAGGCAUUUAACAGAGUUUGUAGGUCUUGAUUUGGAAAUGGCAUUUAUGCAUCACUAUCAUGAAGUUGUGACAGUUAUUGGGGAUCUUUUUAUUUCCAUUUUCAAAGGUUUACGUGAUCAGUUUAAGACGGAGAUUGACACAAUCUGCCAACAGUUUCCAGUAGAGCCUUUUACAUUUUUGGAUCCCCCUCUUAUUCUGCAUUUUGACGAAGGUAGAAAGAUGUUAGCUGAGGUAGGUGUUGAAGUAGGCCAGGAAGAAGACCUCAGCACACCUGCGGAAAAACUUCUUGGCAGAUUGGUGAAGGCUAAGUACGACACCGACUUUUACAUUUUGGAUAAAUACCCCUUGGCUGUGAGGCCGUUUUACACCAUGCCAGAUCCAAACAGCCCUAUUUCUUCAAACUCUUAUGACAUGUUCAUGAGAGGUGAGGAGAUCCUGAGUGGAGCUCAGAGGAUUCACGAUCCGAAGUUUUUGACAGAAAGGGCAAAACAUCAUGGGAUCGAUAUUCCUAAAAUACAAUCUUAUAUUGACGCCUUCAAAUAUGGGUGUCCACCACAUGCUGGAGGUGGUAUCGGACUUGAAAGAGUGGUUAUGUUGUACCUUGGGCUUGACAAUAUUAGGAAAACUUCAAUGUUUCCAAGAGAUCCUAAAAGGGUCACCCCAUAGAGUUUUCUUUUUUAUUACAAUAAAGAAAAUCUUUUAGAA